Molecule: messenger RNA, 1758 nt
Organism: Aureobasidium melanogenum CBS 110374
Lineage: Eukaryota; Fungi; Ascomycota; Dothideomycetes; Dothideales; Saccotheciaceae
Exons: 2
Coding region: 1-1758 (585 amino acids)
Biological process (GO): cytoplasmic translational initiation
Cellular component (GO): guanyl-nucleotide exchange factor complex; eukaryotic translation initiation factor 2B complex
Molecular function (GO): guanyl-nucleotide exchange factor activity; translation initiation factor activity
Source: RefSeq, a predicted model, not a curated record
AUGCCACACGCCACCAACAUGCCCUACGCUGGCUUCCAGGCCUUCAUUCUGUGCGGGCCUGGCCUGUCGCUCAACACCUUCACCUCGAAUGUCGCAGACUAUCCCAAGGCUCUAGUGCCAAUCGCUAACCGUCCUAUGGUCUGGUACCCUCUGGAUUGGUGUUACCGUAUGGGCGUCACAAACAUUACUCUGAUCACACCACCCGAGAGCGCUGCUCCUUUGGAAUCCGCCCUCGCCCAAAAUCCUCACCUCACCAGCCUUCCUGCUCCCAAGCCAGAACUGCUCUGCCCCAAGGACUUGACUCAAACCACCGGAACCGCCGAAAUUUUCCGUACUCCUGAAGUUCAGAAAGCCAUCGUCUCUGACUUCAUCAUUCUGCCCUGUGAUCUGAUCUGCGAGCUCGAGGGUUCCGCUCUGUUGCAAUCAUGGAUGGUGCUCGAGGCUGGUCUUGGAGGCGCCACUGGUGGUAUGGUUGAUGGCCAGCCUGUACCAAUGACAAUUGGUGGUGAAAAGAGCGGUCGCAGAGGAGGUCUUGCUGUGUGGUAUCCCACAAAAGGUCUUGAAGGCGUCAGCCAGAAAGGCGACGAGACUGACUUGGUUGCGACAACCCCUCUACCACGCCCUGCUGUUCCUGCUCCGGAAGGUCACCUCCGACCUCAUGUCGAAAAGCUCGUCUUGAGCAUUCCCACCAGUACUGUCAAGGAUAUCACAGAAGAACAAAAGAGCUUCCCUCUACGUCACGCCCUACUACGCCAGCACGGAAAGGUCAAGAUUAAGACUUCGCACAGAGAUGCCCAUGUUUACUUCCUUCCUUUCUGGGUUAAAGACAUGAUCAAGGAGAACGAGGCUUUCGACUCAUUAUCGGAGGAUGUUAUCGGAUGGUGGGCAAAGGCUGGCUGGCAGCAGGGUUUGGCUGACAAGUUGAAUCUGCGCAAAGUUCUGAGUGACGCACCUUCCACGCAAGACGCUGAUGACUUGAUGAUGGCGAGCAGUAUGCAACUCGACGAAGAGGUCGACUUGGUUGCUAUGAGCACAACAUCCAUGACACAGCCUCCUUCAUCUGCAUUCAAGCGCUCACCAGAAACCUUUGCAUCGCGUGUGCCUGGAAACCUACAACCAGACGACGAGCCCCAGGAUCCCUUAAUGGUCCCUCCUAUUCUCGCUUAUGUCCAGCCUCCUGUUACUGAACCUACUACUCAACCCCUCAUUCGUCGCGUCGACACUUCCUCCCUCCUCCUCAGCAUCUCACUCCGCCUCGCAAAACUACCGUCUGUGGCAGAAGCUACAGCCACUGGCACUACACCAUCACCGUUUGCACACACCGCAAAGGUCGCACAUCCAGACAUGAUUCAACAGCAAACAAGAGUCAGCGAGAUUGAUUCUCUGGUGGCCGAGAACGUCACAAUUGGCAGCAGAGUCAACAUCAAAGAGUCCGUCAUUGGUGUUGGUUGCAGUAUUGGCAAUGGUGCAAGAUUGACAAGGUGUUUGCUCAUGGAAGGAUGUACAGUUGGCGAGAACGUGACACUCACCGGCUGCAUCGUGGGCAAGAGGUGUAAGAUCGAGGGAGGCGGUCCCAAGGAUGAGGACAAGACUCGUCUAACGGAUUGUGAGGUUCAACCUGGCUAUGUUGUCAAGUGGGGAACUGAGAUCAAGAACGAAAAGUUCAUGGUGUUCGAGGGUCUUGGUGAGGACGGUAGUGAUAUGGAUAUGGAUGAUGAUGAUAUGGCAUCGGGAGAUGACGACGGUACAUUUGCAUAA